AUGGUGGACGACAGCUGCCUCUCGCCCAGUAACUUCCACGAGAUGGUGAAAGGAGGGGGGACGGCAAUGGGCGGCCGCGUCCACAGCAUUGAUGUCAUCCUGGGCUUCAGCAAAGACCAGGACCCCCUGCUCAGCCCAUCUGGGGGCCCAGGGCCCCACAAAGUGGGCGUGGAUGACCUGGGGGACCCUGGGAAGCAGGACCCAUCACAUCCCUAUGGGCACCUCUCAGAGCAGCAGUCCUACCAUGGUGAGUCUCUUAAGUGUGAGAUCAACACUACACUGGACAUACUGUAA
This is a messenger RNA of Coregonus sp. 'balchen', 294 nucleotides long. Lineage: Eukaryota; Metazoa; Chordata; Actinopteri; Salmoniformes; Salmonidae. The record is from the annotation of a GenBank genome assembly.